Molecule: messenger RNA, 1449 nt
Organism: Zygosaccharomyces rouxii
Lineage: Eukaryota; Fungi; Ascomycota; Saccharomycetes; Saccharomycetales; Saccharomycetaceae
Gene: SOF1
Product: rRNA-processing protein SOF1
Exons: 1
Coding region: 1-1449 (482 amino acids)
Biological process (GO): maturation of SSU-rRNA from tricistronic rRNA transcript (SSU-rRNA, 5.8S rRNA, LSU-rRNA)
Cellular component (GO): small-subunit processome; nucleolus
Molecular function (GO): protein binding
Source: RefSeq, a predicted model, not a curated record
AUGAAGAUCAAAACUAUACAAAGAAACCCAGAUGAUUACGUUCCAGUGAGGAACACUCAGGAAUCACAAUUACCUAGAAAUUUAGAUCCUGAAUUACAUCCAUUUGAAAGAGCUAGAGAAUAUACCAAAGCCCUCAAUGCUACCAAAAUAGAAAGAAUGUUUGCUCAACCUUUUGUGGGUCAAUUGGGAUAUGGCCACAGAGAUGGUGUGUAUGCGGUUGCCAAACACUAUCAUGAUUUAAACAAAAUGGCUACUGGUUCAGGUGAUGGUGUUGUUAAAUUUUGGAAUAUGUCAUCAAGUGAAGAACUUUGUUCAUUUAAGGCCCACUACGGUAUAGUUACAGGCCUUUGUGUUAGCCCAGUACUAGCGUCUAAGAAUAAAAAUUUACAAUACAUGUUAUCAUGUGGUGAUGAUAAGACCGUUAAGCUUUGGUCCGUGGAUACCGAUGAUUAUGCCGAUGUCAAAGAUGAUCAAAAUCUAAACACAAGGGGGUUAUUAAAGACAUUUUAUGGUGACCACUCAUUUCAGGGUAUUGAUCAUCAUAGGUCAAACUCUGCGUUUGUUACUGGUGGUGCACAAAUUCAACUAUGGGAUACUUCAAGGUCUAAGUCUACUUCCAACUUGUCAUGGGGGGCUGACAACAUUACAAGCGUAAAAUUUAAUCAAAACGAUUCAAACAUUCUAGCAAGUACCGGUAGUGAUAAUUCAAUUGUUCUUUAUGAUUUGAGAACGAAUUCACCAACACAAAAGAUUGUUCAACAAAUGAGAACCAACUCCUUAUGUUGGAAUCCAAUGGAACCAUUUAAUUUCGUUACAGGUAAUGAAGAUCAUAAUGCUUAUUAUUACGAUAUGAGAAAGAUGAAUAGAGCAUUGAAUGUUUUCAAAGAUCAUGUUAGUGCUGUUAUGGAUGUUGAUUUUGCUCCUACAGGUGAUGAAAUUGUCACCGGAUCUUAUGAUAAAACGAUUAGAAUCUUCAAGACAAACCAUGGUCACUCCAGAGAGGUUUAUCAUACAAAGAGAAUGCAGCACGUUUUCCAAGUAAAAUAUUCAAUGGAUAGUAAAUAUAUCGUUAGUGGAUCAGACGAUGGAAAUGUCAGACUCUGGAGAAGUAAAGCAUGGGAUAGAUCUAACGCCAAGACAAGCCGUGAAAAGAAUAAAUUAGAAUACGACGAAAAAUUGAAAGAAAGAUUUAAGAAUAUGCCAGAAAUUAGAAGAAUUAGUCGACACAGACAUGUUCCAAAAGUGGUUAAGAAGGCUCAAGAUAUCAAGAGAAUUGAAUUAAACUCGAUAAAGAGAAGAGAUUUUAACGAAAGACGUACUAAGAAGGAUAAACCAUUUGUACCUGAAAGAGGUAAACAAAUUAUAGGAACAGUUCAUCAAUAUGAAGAUAAACCAAGGAGAAAGAAUAGAGAUGAAGAUGAAGAAAAUCCAAGUGGUAAUGAGGAAUAA